AUGUCCCAAGGCCUCUCGUGGCACACACUGGGAGACAGUGAGACUAUCGCUAACACAUGGUGCGACACACUGGACGGCCGCACGCCGCUGCAUCUCGCGGCGCGGCGCGGCAAUCUAAAAGCGGCAGCGCGGCUGGAUGGCGAGGGGAAGACUCCGCAGCAUGUGGCGGCAGAGGCAGGCGCGUGUGUAUUUGUUGUGGCGCGGUUGCGCGCCGUGUGA
Molecule: messenger RNA, 219 nt
Organism: Emiliania huxleyi CCMP1516
Lineage: Eukaryota; Haptophyta; Isochrysidales; Noelaerhabdaceae
Exons: 4
Coding region: 1-219 (72 amino acids)
Molecular function (GO): protein binding
Source: RefSeq, a predicted model, not a curated record